Cetraspora pellucida is the source of this 420-nucleotide messenger RNA. The record is from the annotation of a GenBank genome assembly. Lineage: Eukaryota; Fungi; Glomeromycota; Glomeromycetes; Diversisporales; Gigasporaceae.
AUGAGUAAAAACACCUUGGUUAUAAGAGCCAUGGGUAGAACCUUGGGUAAAAAUGCUUUGGUGAUACAUACUAUUCUAGCCCGGGGCGUACCAGGGAGUACCAUAUCAGAUUCGUUAUUGAGGCAAGGUGGACUGUAUCUAUAUUUGCGAACAUCUGUACAUGGUGGUGAAAUAUUAUUAAUCGUAGUUGUUAAAUCAAGUAAUGAAACCCAGGCAUCUAAAAAUAACAAUAAAGUUGUUGACAAAUGGUUAGAGAUAACACCUCAAUUAAUGAAUAUAAUCACCAAAUACCCAAUCACAUUACAAUUUAUAGUAAAUGGAAAUGAAAGUGUCGAGGAAGCGAAAGUAACGAGGAAACGAAAGCGUCGGAAAAGUGAAAAAGAAAGUAUUGAGGAAAACGAUUGUGACCUUAUUCGUUGA